AUGAGCAGAUCAGAGCUAACACUGGCCACAUUGAUGGAAAAAGCCUUCAGAAUCAAGGAGGACAUGGUGAAAGGUCUGCAGUCCACACAGGGAUCUGUUCUGAUGGAAGCAUCUGCGAGGAAACUUCUAGAGAACCACAUACAGACCAUCACUCACAUUGUUAAACAGCUCAGCAAGGACAUUCAGGUGCUGGAGAGCCAGAUUGUUCAGAGGGACAGUGUAGCAACAGGAACCACUUUUGCAGUACAAAGCCUGGAUCAUAAAAAUGUGGCUGUGGUUGGAGAUCUCCGGGGCAGAGUGGCCAGGUGUGAUGCCACUAUAGCUAAGCUUUCUGCUGAUGUCAGAGCUGAAGGACAGGAAAUCCUAACGCUUCAGCAGGAAGUCAGUGAGAUGCGUUCUAAGUCUGAACUCAGACUCAAAGACUUGGAAAUCAAGAUUUCAGAGUCACUAGAAAGACUGGAGUCUUCUCAGUCCAAGCAGAUUUCCUCCCAUAAUAAUACUACAGGAGAUCUACAGAGAAACAUCAAGGAGCUUGAAAUCAAGAUAUCCAAUGAGCUGAGGGAACUGGAGGAUGAAGCAGCCAGGAUAAGAAGAUGGACAGAACAGCAGUUAAACACCACAGUGCAAACCCAGAUGCAGAGGAGCCAACAGCUGCACACACUGCUGCAGGACCGAGUGGUAGAGGUGGAGGUGAAAUUGAAUGCACAAGUAGAACAACUCUCCACCCAGCUUGGCCGUUUGGAGAAGCAGCUGAUAAAAGAGCGUUCUGGAGAUCGAGCUAAUCGCAUAGAGUACAAACUAAACACCAGGAUUGAUGCACUGGAGAAAAGCUUCCAGGAAGAAGUAGAUCAGAUAAAAAGGAAUUAUCAGUCAGGUUUCCAGUCGGUCCACGAUGCUAUUGAUUCUCUGAGACAUAUUGGAGAGACGAAGGCAAAAAUAGAUAAAGAAGAACUAAAGAAAGACCUGAGGCAGAUUCGUCAGAUGAUGACAGGACUUCCAGAUGUCUAA
Messenger RNA from Trichomycterus rosablanca, 1008 nucleotides. It is a transcript of the gene fam81b, whose product is annotated as family with sequence similarity 81 member B. NCBI's taxonomy places the organism in Eukaryota, Metazoa, Chordata, Actinopteri, Siluriformes, Trichomycteridae. The transcript is spliced from 7 exons. The coding region runs from base 1 to 1008 and encodes 335 amino acids. The record is from RefSeq and is a predicted model, not a curated record.